AUGGCAACCUCGUCAACGCCGAGUAUCUACAAAGCCACAGCCCAGAGCAUUGAAGCCGAGAAACGAUGGACACAACGACUGAACCUCUUCCUGAGCCCUUUCUGGAUAGUCGCAGUAGCAUUCGCCAUGCUGAGCGGUAUAAUGCACCAUUGGAACGACAUUGAUUACCUCCUCUUCUCAAUAGCAGUUGCCACGCCACCUGUACUAUUCCCAGCGCUUUUAUCGAAAAAGAUUGGCCGUCCAUGGUAUCGCAGGUACUGGUUCAAGCUGAACGUCUGGGUAGCGGUGAUUGUAUGCUUGGGAACAUAUUUCACAUCGCACUACUUCUUUGAUCUCAUGGGAAUGAGAUACAAGUUUCCUUGCAAGUGGAACUUUAGCUCUGCCGUCGUUGGAAGAACUGGUGGUCAAGUUCCUGUGUUUUUGUACCCUCUUACACACGCGUACUUUAUGACAUACUAUACAGUUCUCAUGGUCGCAGAGAAAGCAGUUGUUCAGGUCUUACAACCCGGCCAUUUUGGUAGGGUUGUUGUGGUAGUAGCCCUUUCUUAUGGCGUUGCGCUUGGAGAAACGUUCUUCAUGGCGAGUCCCCUUCUUUCGGAUUGGUUUUACUAUGAGAAGACAGAUCGAAUGAUGACGGUUGGGUCUUUGGGAUAUAUGGCUUUCUUUGUUACAGGGCUGCCUAUGGUUGGGCGUAUCGACGCGAAAGGUGAAGAUUGGCCUCUGAGUCGAGUUGUCAUCGAGGCUCUUGCAACGUUCAUGUCGGUUCUGGUAUUGUUUGAGGUCUGGGCAAAGGUGGUUGGUCCUCUAUGA
Messenger RNA from Fusarium pseudograminearum CS3096, 810 nucleotides. RefSeq lists its product as uncharacterized. The record is from RefSeq and is a predicted model, not a curated record. Gene Ontology annotation, molecular function: cycloeucalenol cycloisomerase activity. NCBI's taxonomy places the organism in Eukaryota, Fungi, Ascomycota, Sordariomycetes, Hypocreales, Nectriaceae. The coding region runs from base 1 to 810 and encodes 269 amino acids. The transcript has a single exon.